Molecule: messenger RNA, 2933 nt
Organism: Haliotis rufescens (red abalone)
Lineage: Eukaryota; Metazoa; Mollusca; Gastropoda; Lepetellida; Haliotidae
Product: galactocerebrosidase-like
Exons: 18
Coding region: 655-2694 (679 amino acids)
Biological process (GO): galactosylceramide catabolic process
Cellular component (GO): lysosome
Molecular function (GO): galactosylceramidase activity
Source: RefSeq, a predicted model, not a curated record
AUAAAGAAGUACUAUGUGUAAAUAUGAAACGAGUUCGCGUGGUGAAAGUGUUCCCACAAUGUUAAGUCUAAGUAACAAUGAGGAUACGGUUUAGUUGGAUAAGAGAUGGAGAGACCUUGUUUUGAACAAUAGUUCAGGUAUAUCCCGACAUGACUGCUAAAGAUGGGAGGAGCACAAGUGACUCAUGUAGACGUGAACCACUACUAUGACUUCCUUAAAACGAAGGGACAUAAUCAGUGUGCAGCAUGAAAUCAGGAAGGUAGGACAGUAUACAGAGCGAAAUGCCUCUGUUUUGUUCUCCUUGUCAUCUGUGGUCCAUGAACCCGGAGAGCAGAUAGGGGCGUCUGCACAGCAACCUAACAUGAUCAGUAUCAGCUGACAACGUCUUGUGAUUUUCUUACCUAGAUUGAUAAAUAGGCCGCACAGAUAUUGAAUGGUCUCAUUUGUAUUGUGUCAAUGUUAUGGUUGUUGCACCAUCAAACCGGAGAGUAGACAGAGGCGUCCGCACAGCAACCCAACAUUAUCAAUACUACCUGACCACGUCUUGUGAUCUUACGUACAUUGAUAAUGAAGAUUGAUAAAUAGGUUGCUCAGAUAUUGUGAGGUAUUUAUAAAGAAGGUUUGAUCUCUGAAGCCAUCAGUUCAUGUUCAACAAUGCUGCUACAUACAUUUGUCAUCCUUGCGUGUAUUUCCCCUGCCUUGUCUGAGAGGGACCUGUACUAUCUGGACGAUACAAAUGGACUAGGCAGGCUUUUUGAUGGUAUUGGAGGAAUCAGCGGCGGGGGAGCCACAUCUAAACUUCUAGUUAAUUACCCAGAGAAACAAAGAAAUGAAAUCCUCGACUAUGUAUUCAAACCUAAUUUCGGAGCGUCGCUGCACAUUCUGAAGGUUGAAAUUGGCGGAGACACACAGAGUACAGAUGGCUCUGAAUCUACUCAUAUGCGAACACCUGACGAUGAGAAUUACCAGAGGGGUUAUGAAUGGUGGCUGAUGCAAGAAGCAAAGAAGAGGAACCCCAACAUCAAGCUCUAUGGCCUGCCCUGGGGGUGGCCUGGCUGGGUGGGAGGGGACACGGGGGACGUGUACGCCAACCCUGAACAGACUGCCAUGUACAUUGUCAAGUGGGUCAUUGGAGCAAAGACCCACUACAAUCUCACCAUUGACUAUGUUGGGAUAUGGAACGAGAGUCCAUAUAACACAACCUACAUAAAGGCCCUGAGGAAGAUGCUGGACACACACGGAUGCAGCUUCACCAGGAUAGUGGCAGCGGACUAUUUCCACUGGGAUAACAUUGCCGGUGAUGUCCUGGCCGACCCGGUCCUGGCUGAUGCUAUAUACGCUAUCGGGGUUCACUACCCCGAAGAAAACAGCUCUCUGUAUGCUGUUGAUACUGGGAAGCAACUGUGGGCUUCAGAAGAUCAUGCCGUAAAAUCAAACAUGCGAUGGAACAGAAAUUAUGUCAAUGGAUAUAUGUCAGGAACCGUCAUAUGGGCGAUUAUCAGCGCAUGGUAUCCAGGACUCCCCUGGAUAGGCUCAGGCCUUCUAAAUGCUGAGCAACCGUGGUCGGGGUACUAUGAAAUUCCCCAGUAUGUCUGGCUAGCAGCCCACACUGCUCAGUUCACCGAACCUGGCUGGCAGUACUUGAGACACGGUGCAGGGGUGGGCAGGCUGGCCGGAGGGGGGACAUUCGUGUCCCUUGUCAGCCCUGAUGGGGAGGACUUCACCAUCAUUCUGGAGACUGUGCAACAAAACUACACAGGGCUGGAAUCAGUGGUGAAGCCUCAAAAUGUCACCCUGCAGUUGAAAGGAACAUUGCGCAACGUGACCAGAUUCAACGUUUGGUUUUCUCAACUGACUGAUCCGACGGGAGCAUCUGUUCUGUUUGAGCAAAGACCCCCACUACAGGUUGUUGACGGAGUACUUAAUCUAGACCUCCAACCAGAUCAGGUGUACACGUUCACGACCUUGAACACAGGUCAUAAAGGGUCAUUUCCGGCUGCGCCUCCUCCAGCUAAACCCUUUCCGUUGCCCUACACUGAUGAUUUUGAAAGUUACGAGGAUUUCCAAGAACCCUUCAUGAUAGCCCAGCAGACCGGAACCUAUGAAGUGGUCAGUGGGCAAGGCGACCAUGGCAAGGUGAUCAGGCAGAUGACCGUACAACAUCCGGUCAAGUGGGUGUGGUGUCAUGCAGAGGAUUUAGGGUUAUCCGCAGCCGUAUUUGGUAACUAUCAUUGGAGCGACAUUUACAUCGAGGCUGACAUAGGCAUAGAUAACGACCUGUCCCAGAGCGCGGCGAAAGAAGCUUUUCUUGGAACCAGGAUCAGUGUAGGAGGGUGUAGUUUGCCAGACAGUCUUGGUGUCUUCUUCUUCAUCAACCCUGGAGCAGGAACAUAUCAAGUGACAACAAACCUUGAGAGGAAUCAGACACUGCUAUCAGGGAGAACAAAUAUUUUCAGUGGCACAAAAUGGAACAAUGUUGGCUUACUUGUAAAGGGUUCCACGGUGAUCGGGACAUUGAAUGGUCAACAGCUGUUCAACGUCUCCUCCAUACCAAGCACUGUGCAGAUUGGCUUCACUGGACUCGGCACUGGUUCGUUCGGAUAUGCUGACUACGACAACUUGAAAAUUUUACCCCCAAGAGACGGAUGGGACUUAAUCAAACGGCUAAAUUAUAAUAGAUAUAGCAGCAACUAACAUAGCCGUUUCCAGUGUGUUAUUUAUGAAGGCAAAGUGACUCGCUCGUGUUACUGAACUGUUAUUAACGAACAAGUUACGUGUAUAUAUACCAGUCUUGUUUCAUUACUUGAAAGAACCUGAGAGUACAUAGUAUUUUUUAAAGGCAACUUUGCAAAGAUGUGUACUCAUGGGAGCAGAUUUACUUAUUGCAUUUAAAUAUGAUACCAUCAAUCGACUAAAAUAUAUAUGUUAUGAAA